AUCCCUCGUACGGAGUUCUCCUCGCAGAAGAGGAACUCCCAAGUCCUUUACCCCCCUUUCACCACCGUCGGCGUCUUCUUUCUCGUUUCUCCUGGUUCUGUCGGUCACUCUCGCGCUUUUCAUUCCCAAGUUCUAGCUCGUAAAUACUGCGGUGCCGUUGGAUCUGAGUGUGCCCUGUCGCUUGCCCAAUUCAAAGUUCCCACACACUGGGAAGUGAUAGCUGGGCUGAAUUCUCCGUUUUGUUUCCUUUGACGUUUCGAUUUGGUAGCGAAGGCAUUGGAGUUUCGAAUUGGGUCGGAAAUCAGGGUUUGUUUUUCUUUCCUAGUCUGGCGGAUAAGAAGGAGCAAGUGUCCCCUUGAAAGCUCGUGACUUGGUUAUUUAUUUAUUUGUUCUUCGUGUGGAUAGAAUUUUGUGAUUAGGGUUUUGAAGGGGCCAAAUCUGCGGCCUUCAGAUACUUGGAAUUGGUACUUUGGUGGUCUCUUUAGGUUGAAGAGAGUGGGUGUGGUCUUGGCGGGAUUAAACAGGAGGAAUCGGGGCUGCUGAUGCCAUUUGUGGAUUGGCAAUUGGGUGGAAUUUUUUCGGUGAAAUUUUUUGAUAUACCGAAAAGGUUUGAGCAGUGUCAUGUCUUGGGCAGGCCCUGAAGAUGUCUAUCUAUCUACUUCCCUUGCCAGCUAUCUUGACAAAAAACUUCUUGUGUUGCUGAGGGAUGGACGGAAGCUCAUGGGGAUACUUCGUUCGUUUGACCAAUUUGCAAAUGCUGUUCUUGAAGGUGCAUGUGAGAGAGUCAUUGUUGGUGACCUAUAUUGUGACAUUCCUUUAGGUCUCUAUAUAAUUCGUGGGGAGAAUGUUGUUUUAAUUGGCGAGCUGGACUUAGAGAAAGAGGAACUCCCCCCGCAUAUGACUCGUGUCCCAGUACCAGAGAUUAGAAGGGCACAGAAGGCUGAACAGGAAGCUUCGGACCUCAAAGGCACCAUGAGGAAAAGAAUGGAAUUCUUGGAUCUGGAUUGACGUAUGCUGAGGAUCGAUUGGUUUUUUUCUCAUCGGCUACAGCCAUGUCCGCAAAGUUUUUUGAUCGCGGAAAUUGGGUUUACAAGGCUGUUCUCUCUCUCUCUCUCUGUGGGGGACAGAUGACUCUGCAUUCAAAAGUUUGGUAUGUGUUGUGAUUGCGAUUUGAUUGUAGAAUGAUCAUUUCCCAUAAAAAGGGCUUACGCUUGAGAACUUGAAGUCUGAAACUUUGGUGGUAUUCAAGUGA
Molecule: messenger RNA, 1252 nt
Organism: Rhodamnia argentea
Lineage: Eukaryota; Viridiplantae; Streptophyta; Magnoliopsida; Myrtales; Myrtaceae
Product: sm-like protein LSM1B
Exons: 5
Coding region: 622-1008 (128 amino acids)
Biological process (GO): deadenylation-dependent decapping of nuclear-transcribed mRNA
Cellular component (GO): Lsm1-7-Pat1 complex; P-body
Molecular function (GO): RNA cap binding
Source: RefSeq, a predicted model, not a curated record